This is a messenger RNA of Halichondria panicea, 1319 nucleotides long. RefSeq names its product nucleolar protein 4-like. The coding region runs from base 215 to 1066 and encodes 283 amino acids. The record is from RefSeq and is a predicted model, not a curated record. Lineage: Eukaryota; Metazoa; Porifera; Demospongiae; Suberitida; Halichondriidae. The transcript is spliced from 5 exons.
GGGAGACAGGUGCAGGGGGAAAUUGGACCUGGAUGCAAGACAGGGGAUUCCAUACCCCACGCAUAGCUUUUGUCCCCUUUGGGAACCUAGGUGAAAAAGCCGUUCGCUAUUCACCUGUAAACAAGAGAGGAGAGAUACCGGCCGGACCAGUACAGAUUGGAACACAAGCUCUACUAGACUCUAUUGCCUGCCCUGUCCCUGAGAUUCUACAAUCAUGGAUGAGCUUCAUGUCCAAGAUCCAGAAGUGAACAUGGCAGCCUAUCAGCGCCAGAUGGCAGAUGUUAAACCUCCCAUCACCACCACUUUUGUCCAGCCAAACACAGAUCGCUCAGAUGACGAGGAAUCGGACCACAACACGUCGGAUACCUACCCCUCACAGAUGCGUGGGCGUGUGUCUCCUUCCCCCUACACUGCCAAUACGGAAAGAGCCAGACAGUUUAAUGCCUAUGUCCGUGGAAUCAUUGAGCAGAAACUGGACAUUUUUGUUCCCAUAUCUCAUCAACCACGAGACAUUGUCUCAGACAUCAUAGCAGAUUCCAGUAUCAAAUUCCCUGAGUUUUCCUCCUGUGUCAGAAAGAGGAUUCGAACAUUUCUAAAAUCUUAUCGACGCUCCAGGAAAUUGAGAGAUGUCAAUUCAGGCUCCCCACAGUCGCAUACGAAUGGUGUGGGAAAGGAUGACAUGGUGUCGAACACAAGUCAUUCGCUCCCAAUGAGUCAUUAUCAACAGGAAUCCCCUAUACCCAAGGCCCACCUCCCUGUCCGCUCCUCUCCCGUCCCAAGAGGGGGCGGGCCAGCAAACACUGCCGUAGUUACCAUAGACACAGGAGACAUGGAUGAUGACCUUGAUGACCUCCCUAUUCCCAAGAGGAUGAAGAUGAGCACAUCUGCUGCAGUCACUCAGUCUAAACGGCUGGUUCCUGGCAUACCUCUAAGUAAUCCCUCAGCUCUCAGCAUUUCAGAGGUGUCAGCAGUGAGACAGCUCAUCACAGGGUAUCGUGAGAGUGCAGCCUUCCUUCAAAGGGCAGCAGACCAACUGGAGACAAUGCUUCACAAUAACUCAUCGUAGGAUCAGCAACAGACACAUACGGAGAUUGUGUACAGUCAUACAGUGUGUGUGUGUGUGUGUGUGUGUGUGUGUGUGUGUGUGUAAGAACUGCUAGAUGUUGUUUGUCAGAACCUGCAGCAGGUGGAGCACCAAAUCAGUUUGCAUCCCUUCUCUUUGUACAUAUCUAAAGUCAAUUCACCCUGCAAUGAAAUGCCAUAAAUUUUAUGUUAUUAUAUACACUGUAUAUACCAAUACUAUGGUUUACCCCUUGUGA